CGAAAAUACAUUACGAGUAUGGGAAAUUCCCUCGAAAACCCAUAUUAAUAAGGACCAUGCAGAUGGCGUUGGUUUUAUGACCAACGCUGAUAAAUUCCAAAUUGUAUAUGUGGAAGACUCCAAGCCAGUUUCGAAUCAAGAUAAAGAAAUCGCUAACUCUGAAAAAAUUAGUUAUCAACUACGUCUUCAUUUAUAUUAUCUUGAUUACUGUGGAAAUUUUCGACUAAAUGAGGUUGAUAACGCCAACUUACCACGGGAUUUUUCGUUGUUAGUUCAGAACGUAAUAAAAUCCUUUGACGAUGCAAGAUCCGAAGAGACCCUCCCGGCUCUCAUAUGCGAAUUCCCUUCUUCAACUAGAUGA
Acaulospora morrowiae is the source of this 361-nucleotide messenger RNA. The record is from the annotation of a GenBank genome assembly. NCBI's taxonomy places the organism in Eukaryota, Fungi, Glomeromycota, Glomeromycetes, Diversisporales, Acaulosporaceae.